AAAAUGGAAUAAAUCAAUAUUAGAAGAGGUUUAUGAUUCCUUACUUGAGGAACUACCAUUGGCGGACAAUGCACCAGGAGGAAUGAUCAAAUAUCGUCGAUCUCUCACUCUCAGUUUAUUUUUUAAAGGAUUUGUGCAUAUCUCCAAAGAAUUAUCAAAAACUAUUUCGGACACAGAAUAUAUGCCAAAAGAGUUAGAAAGCGCUUCAAAUUGUUUCCAUUAUAAAGCACCAAAAAGCUCACAAUAUUAUCAAGUGAUACCUAAAAAUAAAAAAUCACAUGAUCUAAUAGGACGUCCUAUUGUGCAUGCUAGUGCGUUCAAACAAGCGACAGGCGAAGCAGUAUAUUGCGAUGAUAUACCCAAAUUUACAAAAGAAUUAUACUUAGCAUUGAUUUUCUCUACUAGAGCGCACGCCAAAAUUUUGAAAAUUGAUCCAUCUAAAGCGCUAUCUAUGGAAGGAGUCGUAUCAUUUUUCUCUUCAAAAGAUAUAGCAGAAGAUAGAAAAUGGGUAGGCCCUGUGUUUCACGAUGAAGAGGUAUUUGUAUCAGAAAAGGUAUGUUUUUAAAUAAAAAUCAUGAAUCAUUUUUGUAGAAAAUUACAAUUUUUCCAUAUGUGGUAUGUAUGAAAC
Molecule: messenger RNA, 628 nt
Organism: Wasmannia auropunctata (little fire ant)
Lineage: Eukaryota; Metazoa; Arthropoda; Insecta; Hymenoptera; Formicidae
Product: xanthine dehydrogenase-like
Exons: 3
Molecular function (GO): iron ion binding; oxidoreductase activity
Source: RefSeq, a predicted model, not a curated record